ACGGUGAUGGUUGAUUGAAAACGGAAACCAGUAAGUGAACAUUGUUUCAUUUGCGGAAUCCCAUGUUUGUUCUGUUUCUCACUUUCAACCUCCUACUACUACUAUUAAUAUUCGGUGCAAGCGAGGCCGAGCUGGCCGUCAACGAGGCUCAUUUCUGUCUCACAAACGAUGCAGACUUCGACGUCGACGUCUACGUGACGUACGCCAACUGCCACAACUGCCGCCCGCGCUUUCUCGCCUCAUCCGCAACGAACGAGAGCAACUGUACCGCCAAUAUUUCGACCUCCUUCGACUUUCGGUUGUCUGUCAUGCGCACUGAUGUCGGCGAGUUUCUGACAGGAAACUGUAGCAACGCCAGUCUGCCGCACCGUGCCGUCAGUCACAGUUGGUGCAACGUCACAGUGAGAGAUGCACAGACCUGUGACGUCACGCAUUCAACAAAUGAGUGGCCGACUUAUCUCCCACUUGUUAUCUCCAUUGGUAUUCUCCUGCUAUUUGGUGUCUUCUGGGUCGUAUUUACGCAAUUUUUGUAUGAUCGAUUGCAGAAGACGUUGGCAUGGCGAUGGGUGUUUGGCAAUGGAGCCACUUCUGUGAUCAACGAUACUAGUCAGUUGGAUUACGAUACGGACGAAGAACGACAGGCUAGGAUCGAAACGAGAAACCACCAUUUGAUCCUCGGACCCGAUAUGUCGGUGAAACGACGUCGGCUUGCUUCGCUCGAUGCAUUCCGAGGAAUAUCAUUGAUAUUAAUGAUUUUUGUUAACUACGGAGGCGGAGGGUACUGGUUCUUUGAGCAUAGCACGUGGAAUGGGCUUACAGUUGCCGAUCUCGUUUUUCCCUGGUUCAUCUUUAUUCUCGGUACAUCGGCUGCCAUAUCGCUCAACCUGUUGGAUCAACGGGAUAUCAGUCGACGUCGAACGUUUCUCAAAGUCGUUCGUCGAUUCGUCAUACUGUUUGGCCUCGGACUGCUGCUCAAUAAAUCGAUGGAUCUAUCGACGUAUCGUGUGAUGGGCGUGCUCCAACGGCUCGCCAUUUGUUACCUCGUCAUCUGUCUCCUUCAUCUGAUCUUUGCUCCACGAGCGAGAUACGACGUCUUGGAUCAAGAUCGAUUGACGUCGGUUCGUGACAUCACCGGCCACCUUAUGGAGUGGAUCACGAUCGUAGCCAUCGUGACGCUCCACACUCUGGUUACGUUUUUCAUUCGAAAGAAAGAAUGUCCGCCAGGUUAUCUCAAUGCCGGUGGCAAGUUGGGAGAUUUCGGAGACCAUGGCAAUUGUACAGGUGGUGCGGCUGGAUAUAUUGAUGAUAUUAUACUGACAAAGUCCCAUAUGUUUCAACACCCAACGUGUAAGGAGACGUAUCUCACCGGCCCCUUUGAGCCCGAAGGCAUCCUCAGCACUCUUCCCGCCAUAGUGACCGCGUUCCUCGGUAUGCAUGCCGGACGUAUCCUCAUCGUGUAUCGUUCAGAGUCUGCUCGGCUUACAAGAUGGCUGCUGCAUUGUGUUGUAUGGGGAAGUAUUGCUAUCGGUCUCUGUGAGGGGAAACAAGAUGGAGGCAUCAUUCCGAUCAAUAAGAAUCUCUGGUCGUUGUCGUAUUCUCUCGCCAUGUCCGCGUCAGCGUUCCUCCUUCUCUCCGCGUUCUAUUUCAGUAUUGACGUACGAAAGUGGUGGAACGGAUCCCCAUUUAUCUACCCUGGACGAAACUCGAUUCUCGUCUACGUCGGACAUGAAAUCGUUUUCGGUUGGUUUCCAUUCGGUUGGUCGUCGGAUGAGACGCACGCGAACUUGAUGGCGAGGAACCUGACGGGGACAGCUCUGUGGGUUGUGAUUUCUUACUAUCUGUACACAAUCAAGUUUUUUCUUAAAAUAUAAAAGCGAUGUCAAGUUACAGGAGAAUUUCUUGUUGCACAUGGUGUAUAAUACAAGCAAACAUACACAUGAUCACACUAACUAACAAGUGCAAGUAGAGUAUAGAAACACACAAACAGAUGUAGAGAUGGCCACGCAAACAAACACAGAUACAGUGUA
This is a messenger RNA of Corticium candelabrum, 2027 nucleotides long. RefSeq names its product heparan-alpha-glucosaminide N-acetyltransferase-like. NCBI's taxonomy places the organism in Eukaryota, Metazoa, Porifera, Homoscleromorpha, Homosclerophorida, Plakinidae. The transcript has a single exon. Bases 63 to 1871 code for a protein of 602 amino acids. The record is from RefSeq and is a predicted model, not a curated record.